UGUAAAAGUUCUAUUUCAUUAUAUUCGAGAAUUUCCAUACUGAUUCACAAGUGAAUAGAAUUAAAUAAAGUCGAAUAAUUCAUUACUGGAAGUGUGAUAAACUCUAUGAACUAUUGAUUUAUAUUACAAAAUGAGUCUUGAUAGUGAUUCAGAUGAUACUAAUCAACAACAGAGAAUUGGUCUAGAAGCAUACAUAGCAGCAAUCUAUGGACAGCAUGAAAUAUUGGACAAACUACUAGAGGAAUUCGAUGUAACAUUGUAUUCAGAUGAAUUGACUGGAAUGAUGCCUAUACAUGCAGCUGCAGCUUGGGGAAAUCCAAAAUGUUUGGAAGUACUUGUUCGACAUGGCUGUAAUGUGAAUCAACUGGACUCGAUGAACUGUUCACCUGUUCAUCAUGCAGCAAGAAAUGGACAUAAUGAAACGGUAGAAUGGCUUAUGAAGAAUGGAGCAAGUCUUGUGGAAUUAAAUCUUUUUGGUCAGAAACCAGCAGAUUUAGCUUUAGCUAAUAAUUUCCCUGAUUUGGCAGAUGUAAUUCGUAGAGAAGCAAAAAAACAACUAAAAGAAUUGGAAUCAAAACCACUACAUCCAAGUGAUUCCAUUGAAUUAUUAUAAAAAGAAAACUGAAGAUCAUUGAUUCAUCUCAUAACAUUUCAAAAUGAAUUCCAAUGUUGAAUAUAAUACUAUGAUUCAUUAAAUAAAACAAAUUUAUAACAUUGCACAAAUAUUAU
Schistosoma bovis is the source of this 729-nucleotide messenger RNA. The record is from the annotation of a GenBank genome assembly. Lineage: Eukaryota; Metazoa; Platyhelminthes; Trematoda; Strigeidida; Schistosomatidae.